This is a messenger RNA of Rotaria sp. Silwood1, 474 nucleotides long. The record is from the annotation of a GenBank genome assembly. Lineage: Eukaryota; Metazoa; Rotifera; Eurotatoria; Philodinida; Philodinidae.
AUGUUAUAUGAAGAAAUUUCAACUGAUGAUAAUGAAUUAAAUAAAGCAUUACUACCAAAUAAUAAUGAAUCAUUAUAUGAAGCAAUAUCAGAUGAUGAUAAUGAACCAAAUCCUGCAUUACCGCCAAAUUAUAAUGAUUUACGUGUCAACAACCAUGAUAUGGUUGAUGAUGCCAGUGAUUAUGAACAACAACAACAAUCUUUAACCAAGAAACGUCAAUUACAUAGUCGAACACAAUCAGCUGAAGCUCGAAAACGACGAAAUCGAAAAAAAAACUUUAUUUUCGAAUGCAACGUUAUAGUUCGAUAUAUUCUUGCUGAAUACAAUAUUUAUUAUACUCAUGUCAAACCAAUUGAUGAUUUAUUACUUAUUGGUGUAAAUGACAAAAUAAUUGAACAAAAAAAUGAACGAAGAUUACUCGGUGAUAUAUUUGAUCGACGUCCAUAUUACUUGUUUCGUCGUCAAGCUCAAUAG